Lepus europaeus (European hare) is the source of this 1732-nucleotide messenger RNA. RefSeq names its product serine protease 16 (gene PRSS16). Gene Ontology annotation, molecular function: serine-type exopeptidase activity; dipeptidyl-peptidase activity. The record is from RefSeq and is a predicted model, not a curated record. The coding region runs from base 1 to 1524 and encodes 507 amino acids. Gene Ontology annotation, biological process: proteolysis. Gene Ontology annotation, cellular component: lysosome; endosome. The transcript is spliced from 12 exons. NCBI's taxonomy places the organism in Eukaryota, Metazoa, Chordata, Mammalia, Lagomorpha, Leporidae.
AUGGCUGCGGGACGAGCCCUGGGGCUGGGUCCUGUGCUCCUGUUCUGUCUCUGGGGGCUCGCAGCUCCAGCCUCCCUUCUCCGGCGCCUGGGACAGCACAUUCAGCGGUAUCAAGAGCGUGCUGGCCUGGGCCUGGGCCUGAGCCCAGGCGCUGCUGUCCUCCCCAAAGUUGGGUGGCUGGAGCAGCCCCUGGACCCCUUCAACACCUCCGACAGAAGGUCCUUCCUGCAGCGGUACUGGGUGAAUGACCAACACUGGGCCGGCCAGGAUGGACCUGUGUUCCUGCAUCUGGGAGGCGAAGGCAGCCUCGGGCCGGGCUCGGUGAUGACAGGGCACCCCGCAGCCUUGGCCCCGGCCUGGGGCGCCUUGGUGAUAGGCUUGGAACACAGAUUCUACGGCCUGAGUCUUCCUGCAGGGGGCCUGGACCUGGCCCAGCUCCGGUUCUUGUCCAGUCGCCACGCGCUGACCGAUGCGGCCUCCGCCCGCCUGGCGCUGUCCCGCCUCCUCAACGUCUCCUCCUCCAGUCCCUGGGUUUGCUUCGGAGGCUCCUAUGCCGGCUCCUUGGCCGCCUGGGCCAGGCUGAAGUUCCCACACCUCUUCUUGGCCUCCGUCGCCUCCUCGGCCCCGGUGCGCGCCACGGUGGAUUUCUCCGAAUACAACGACGUGGUUUCCAGCAGCCUCACCAACGCGGCGGUCGGAGGGUCGCCGGAGUGCCGCGCGGCGGUGGCCGCGGCCUUCGCGGACGUGGAGCGGCGGCUGCGCGCGGGCGGGAGGGCGCGGAUCGCGCUGCGGACGGAGCUGGGCGCGUGCGGACGCCUGGGCAGCGCCGCGGACCGCGCGGAACUGCUCGGGGCGCUGCAGGCCGUGGUGGGCGGCGCGGUGCAGUACGACGGUCAGGCGGGGGCGCCGCUGGGCGUGCGGACGCUGUGCGGACUCCUGCUGGCCCGGGACCGCCGCGGAGUGCCCGCACCCUACAGCGGGCUGCGCCGCGCGGUGCAGAUUGUCAAGCACAGCCUGGGCCAGAGGUGUUUAAGCUUUUCCAGAGCAGCCACAGUAGCACAGCUGAGGGCCACAGAACCACAGGUGUCUGGCGUGGGAGACCGGCAGUGGUUGUACCAGACGUGUACCGAGUUCGGCUUCUAUGUCUCCUGUGAGGACUUGAGGUGUCCCUUCUCCCUGCUCCCAGCGUUGCCUUCCCAUCUGGAUCUGUGCGAGCAGGUGUUUGGACUCACAGCCUCAUCCGUAGCCCAGGCCGUGGCCCAGACCAACUCCUAUUAUGGUGGCCAGUCCCCCAGGGCCACCCACGUGCUGUUUGUCAAUGGGGACAUCGACCCCUGGCAUGUGCUGAGUGUAACCCAGGCCUUGGGCCCCUCGGCACCAGCCCUUCUCAUCCCUGGUGCCUCCCACUGCUUGGACAUGGCACCCGAGAGGCCCUCAGACUCUCCCAGUCUCCGCCAAGGGCGCCAGAACAUCUCCCAGCAGCUGCAGGCCUGGCUUGGGCCAGCUAAGGAGAACCAGGGGUAGAAUCUGAGCCCCCUACUCUCUCCAUUCCUGGAAAGGCCAUCUCAAUCCUGGACACAUUCAUUUGCUGGACAAAAGGGAACAGCUUGUUUUAAAGAGGGAAGUUCAGAAGAAUUGGGAUCCGGCACGUGUUUGGCAUGUACUUGGCUUGCCUCUGCAAACAUCCUCACUCCCAGUGAAAAGUGCUUUGUGACCCAGAGUUAUGCAAAUA